AGUUUCAAGGACUGUAAUGUUGAGUUUUAUGACUUGAACGAUUAUCAGUCAACAGCUGAGGGCUGGAAUAACAAUGAACGAGUCUUGUUCUUAGUUCCCUUGAGAGAUGCCUCUAAACAUUUGCCAAUGUUUUUCUCUCAUAUGGUCAAUCUCACCUAUCCUCACCAUUUAAUCGAUUUGGCCUUUUUAAUAUCCGAUACUAAAGACUCAACCUUAAAAGAUUUGAAAACCCAUUUGCAUCUAAUUCAAAACUCUCCGAAAAAAUCUUUGCAUUUUGGUCGAAUCGACAUCUACGAAAAAGAUUUCGGCCAAUCAAUUGGCCAAUCUUUUUCCGAUAGACAUGGCUUUCAAGCUCAAGGCCCAAGAAGAAAACUCAUGGCCAUUGCAAGAAACUGGUUGCUAUUCAACGCCUUGAAACCAGAUCAUUCCUGGGUCUAUUGGAGAGAUGCUGAUGUUGAAAUCAUUCCUAAAACUAUUAUUGAAGAUUUAAUGCACCACAACAAAGAUAUCAUUGUUCCAAAUGUUUGGAGACCCUUGCCAGAUUGGUUAGGUUAUGAACAGCCUUACGAUUUGAACUCAUGGCAAGAAUCCGAAGGUGGAAUUGAUCUAGCUGACUCCUUGGAUGAUCAUGACUCUGUAAUUGUCGAAGGCUAUCCCGAAUAUCAAACUUGGAGACCUCACUUGGCCUACCUAAGAGAUCCUUAUGGUGAUCCAGAAGUUGAAAUGGAGUUAGAUGGCAUUGGCGGAGUAUCAAUCUUAGCAAAAGCAAAUGUCUUUCGCAGUGGUUCCAUGUUUCCUGCUUUCAGCUUCAAGAAACAUGCUGAAACUGAAGGCUUUGGCAAAUUAUCAAAGACAAUGGGCUUUGGAGUUUUUGGUUUGCCUCAUUAUACAAUUUGGCAUAUCUACGAACCAAGUAAAGAUGAUAUAAAACACAUGGAGUUUAUGAAAAAAGAAGAAGAAAGAAAAAAGAAAGAAUUGAAAAAUAAAUUGAUAUUUAACAAAGCCUGGAGAAAUGCUUUUGAAAGUGUCGAUGACGAAUGGAAAAACGAAAAAUUCGAUGUCUUCAAAAACACAAUAAUGAAAAAUAGAAAAAUUGAUGUUGACUGGUCCGAAGUUGAUGAAGUUUUACAACUAGUAGAUAAGAAACCAGGUGAAAUAGAUUAUAAUGAUCAUGAGGACGUUCAACAAAAUGUCUUUAAU
Molecule: messenger RNA, 1200 nt
Organism: Ascoidea rubescens DSM 1968
Lineage: Eukaryota; Fungi; Ascomycota; Saccharomycetes; Ascoideales; Ascoideaceae
Product: ANP1/MMN9/VAN1 family protein
Exons: 1
Biological process (GO): cell wall mannoprotein biosynthetic process; protein N-linked glycosylation
Cellular component (GO): mannan polymerase complex
Molecular function (GO): alpha-1,6-mannosyltransferase activity
Source: RefSeq, a predicted model, not a curated record